Messenger RNA from Trichomonas vaginalis G3, 1044 nucleotides. Its product is annotated as DNA repair protein RAD9 family. Gene Ontology annotation, cellular component: checkpoint clamp complex. Lineage: Eukaryota; Parabasalia; Trichomonadida; Trichomonadidae. Gene Ontology annotation, biological process: DNA replication checkpoint signaling; DNA repair; cellular response to ionizing radiation. Bases 1 to 1044 code for a protein of 347 amino acids. The record is from RefSeq and is a predicted model, not a curated record. The transcript has a single exon.
AUGAAAGCGACAACUGUGAACCAAGAGAGGAUUAACAUACUUCUACGUGCUUUUAAGAAUCUUGGAAGGAUUAACGAAGACAUUGUCAUCUGCGCAAUGAAGGAUGAAUUCAUGAUUUUUGUAAAUAAUGUUUCCCAUACUUGCAGACCAGUAAUCCGCUUCAAACCAGAAUUCUUCAACUCAUAUGAGUACACUAGCGACCAAGAAAAUGUAAUUUUCCAGAUAACUGCAAAAAGUAUUACAAAUAAUACCAAAAAUUUGACGAAUUCCAUACAAUUAGACCUCGAAAUAGAUACAACAAGGACCAUGCUACUACUCAAAAUGGUCGACCAGAACAAAAUCAUACACAAUUUUGAAUUAUUUUUACAAGAUGCGAUUUCCGCCGUCGGAGAUUACUUUUCUACGACAAUAUACCAAGUAGCCAAGCUUCGUAUGAAUCAUACAUACUUUGGAGAUAUCAAAGUCGCAUUUAAAAGGGUACAUUUCAUAAAUUUAUCAAUUAAUUCACAAAAAUCACUACUUUACGCCAAUUUCUCAUCAGAAGAUGAAGAAAAGUCCAAGAAUGACUCAUCAUUGAACAUAAAACAGAAUCAGAACUGCAAUAUUGAACUUAAUGACACUAAAUUCCGAAAUUUAGAGUUUUCAAUUGGAGAUUUUCGCAACAUUUUGCGGGUAAAUAGGAUAUUUUCAGAAAUAUCAGAUAUAUACUUAUCAUUUCCAGGCAUUCCAGUUGUUAUUCGCAGUUAUUACCAAAACAACACUGUUGAAGUAGAAAGUGCAAUUGCAACAAUGUCUGAUGACAUAAACAAUGAAGAAACAAAUGAAAACACACAACAAAUUCCACAACCUCCUAAAGCACAGUUUCCUCCAGAACCUCCUAAAUUCCCUGCACCAAUUGGAGUUUCACAGGAUAAAUCUGAUUCAUCUCAGUUCUUGAUUGGAUCUAUAUUUUCACCUAUCACACAGGAAAGAAAGAGAUUGACAAUCACUGUGUCAGCAAGCCAAUCUGAAGGUUCUUCUCUUUCUUCUGAUGACUCCGACUAA